UUCUCCCUCUCUACACAAUACAUGCUUCUUCCUUCACUCUCUCAGACUGCAAUUAAAUUCUCAGAGCUAUCACAACCCCUCGUACAGUCCCAUCUGAAAUAACUGCUUCCCAGAAACUUUCCGGUCUCUUUCCGGCAACCCAUACAACCCGAAAGGUGAUAGAGAUGGUGGCCACACUCAUGGCAGCAUCCGCCAGCUCCACGACUGUCCUUAGACCAACCCCGUUCUUGGGUCAGAGAGGAUCCAACGCAAACCCACUUAGAAAUGUUGUUUCUAUGGGAACCGGCAAGUUCACUAUGGGGAACGAAUUAUGGUAUGGACCGGACCGUGUUAAGUACCUGGGGCCCUUCUCUGCUCAAACACCUUCGUAUCUCACCGGAGAAUUUCCCGGAGACUACGGCUGGGACACUGCCGGUUUAUCAGCUGACCCAGAGGCCUUCGCUAGGAACAGGGCUCUUGAGGUGAUCCACGGCCGAUGGGCUAUGCUGGGCGCACUCGGGUGCAUCACCCCCGAAGUUCUUGAGAAGUGGGUUAGAGUGGACUUCAAGGAACCAGUUUGGUUCAAAGCUGGAGCUCAGAUCUUUUCUGAAGGAGGGCUUGACUAUCUGGGCAACCCAAACCUCGUCCAUGCUCAGAGCAUUCUGGCAGUUCUAGGCUUCCAAGUCAUCCUUAUGGGACUGGUAGAAGGAUUCCGCAUCAAUGGCCUCCCAGGAGUGGGCGAGGGGAACAACCUCUACCCUGGUGGAACCUACUUUGACCCCCUGGGCCUUGCUGAUGACCCUGUAACCUUUGCUGAGCUCAAGGUGAAGGAGAUCAAGAAUGGCCGCCUCGCCAUGUUCUCCAUGUUCGGAUUCUUCGUCCAGGCUAUUGUCACCGGCAAGGGCCCUCUCGAGAAUCUCUUGGACCACCUUGACAACCCUGUCGCCAACAAUGCUUGGGUCUAUGCCACCAAAUUCGUGCCAGGAUCUUAAAAUUCAUGUACUUGUUCCCAUAUUUUAUAUUUGUGAAAAUGUAUUGAAAUGGCAAAUGUUUCUGUAGAUUAUCUUAGUACAGUAAUAGGAUUUGGAGAGUGGAACUCAUUUAUAUCAGUCAGAUAGAAUGAAUAUCCUUUGAUAA
Molecule: messenger RNA, 1116 nt
Organism: Nelumbo nucifera (sacred lotus)
Lineage: Eukaryota; Viridiplantae; Streptophyta; Magnoliopsida; Proteales; Nelumbonaceae
Product: chlorophyll a-b binding protein 13, chloroplastic
Biological process (GO): photosynthesis, light harvesting
Cellular component (GO): membrane
Source: RefSeq, a predicted model, not a curated record